This is a messenger RNA of Scleropages formosus (Asian bonytongue), 1296 nucleotides long. It is a transcript of the gene bend7, whose product is annotated as BEN domain containing 7. Bases 1 to 1296 code for a protein of 431 amino acids. The transcript is spliced from 8 exons. Lineage: Eukaryota; Metazoa; Chordata; Actinopteri; Osteoglossiformes; Osteoglossidae. Gene Ontology annotation, molecular function: DNA binding. The record is from RefSeq and is a predicted model, not a curated record.
AUGGAAACGGAGCUGGGAUCGGGGCGCAGGAGGAGCAGGAAGUCGCGCAGCUUCAAAGUGGUGCGCGAGCCGGUUUGGCUUGGUGACGACGGCAUGGAGAUCAAACGACAGAUCACCGGAAUGAUGAGGCUGCUGAAUGACAAGAUGUGCCGUCGGUACCGGCGGACCGAUGGGAGCAGAGAGAGCCUGAAGCUCGAGCCCCAGGAUGCGGAGUUGAGCUGGGCGGAGCCGGGGGUCACCGCACAAGAGGACCUCCAACAGAGCACCUGGAGCCUCGAAUCCACACCAAAACCACAGAUGGCCGGGCAGUACGGAACCCGCUCUAGAAUGCUGAGGAUGCUCAAUGACAGCCGGAACUCUGUUAGGUCCAAAGACCGCCCAGCCAGUGUUGUGGACCCGGAUCCGGACCUGGCCUGCUGCACGUGUACCUGCAGGAGCACACUGGAGGCCAUUCUGCAGGAGCUACGUGCCGUGAGGAAGCUCAUGCAGACACAGAGAGAGUCCCACGAGAAGCAGCAAAGAUCUGCAGAUGUCCCCAGGCCUCCUAUUCCGCAGAUGAGGUCACGCAAGAGGCAACCUCUCCACAAGAUGGGACGAGAAACCUUCCCCAGCAGGACAGCCCUUCUCCCAACCAGCACCACACCACAGCCCAGUGGAAGUGGGGUCAGGGCGGCCCGGGAAAGACGUGCCCCUUCACAGACAGAGCAAGGGGGUCAGCCUCCCAGGUCCAUCCCACAACCCCCUAGAGAUGACAGCCUUGCUCGUAACGUCCUGUUAGGGCAGCUGGGGUUGGUCGAGCCUGAAGUCCAGCUGGCCGACGACUAUGACGUGUUCAUCUCCAAGUCUCAGCUGGACUCCAUCCUGGUCAAUUACACGCGCUCCGGCAGCCUGCUCUUCAGGAAGCUGGUGUGUGCGUUCUUCGACGACGCCACGCUGGCCAACUCGCUGCCCAAUGGCAAGCGGAAGAGGGGGCUCAAUGACAACAGAAAGGGCCUGGACCAGAAUAUCGUGGGGGCUAUAAAGGUGUUCACGGAGAAGUACUGCACCGCUAACAGGAUUGAGAAGCUUCCAGGUCCGAGAGACUGGGUUCAGAUCCUUCAGGACCAGAUUAAGCUGGCGAGGAGACGGUUAAAGAGACGGAGCGGAGAUGAGAAAGACUGCCUCUCAUUAAAUAACUAUUUUCUGGUAAAAGUACAGGACACAAGGGCUUUACGCACUUUCAAGCAGCACUAUGAUGGGGGAGCAAAGAUGCAGAGGAUGCCAGAAGAUGUUGAGAACAACUUUGGACAACCUUGA